This is a messenger RNA of Macrosteles quadrilineatus (aster leafhopper), 2046 nucleotides long. Its product is annotated as structural maintenance of chromosomes protein 2-like. Gene Ontology annotation, molecular function: ATP binding; protein binding. Lineage: Eukaryota; Metazoa; Arthropoda; Insecta; Hemiptera; Cicadellidae. The transcript has 2 exons. The record is from RefSeq and is a predicted model, not a curated record. The coding region runs from base 1 to 2046 and encodes 681 amino acids. Gene Ontology annotation, biological process: chromosome organization. Gene Ontology annotation, cellular component: chromosome.
AUGGACGAAUUGAUUAAGAUACAGGAAGAAGAAACGUCCCUUGUUGUAUCAUGUGCUAAAGCAAAGGCGGCGGCGGAGAAAGCAGAGGCAGAGGCAGCAGUAAAAAUAGCAGCAGCUGAUGAAAGACUUGCCCGAGUGGAGGAAGAAGCCAAGCGGAAGGAAAUAGAAAUGAAGAAGAAGCUACUUGAAGACAGACUGUCAUCGCUUAGCAGGGGAUCGUCAAGAGUCAGUAGCAGAUCAUCUAGGACUUCAAUUUCUUCUCUUCCACGACCGUUGCCCACAAAGGAAGCUGUUGAAAAGUGGAUGCAGACAAAGGAUCAAGCUAAAGCUGACAUUAAUAAAAAUAACGUUUUUAAGCCUUGUAGUAAUGUUCCAGUAAAUAUUAUGAAGAGUGUACAGCAGGAGGUAUCCUUGCCGCAUCACGAAGUACAGUCUAGUUUCCAGCCUCGAGAAGAAAACUGUGAAAAUCCUCGAGAAGCAAGGACUGUAGCUUUCAGCGAAGGAAGGAGAAUUCCUCGAGAUGUUUCGUGUUUCCCUCGAGAUUGUCAACCUGAUAAAAUGAUAUUUAGAGAGAAGAUGCCGGCGAGAAUAUUGUCAGCUCUACCUAAUUUCAGCGGAGAUCUAGACCAAUGGCCCGCUUGGAUAGCUGAAUACAGGCGAUCUACUGAAAUUAAUGACUACACUGAUUUGGAGAAUCUUCAAAGACUUCAGAAGUGUAUUACUGGAAAAGCUAAAGAAAUUAUAUCAGCACUGUUGAUAUAUCCUGAGAACGUACCAGAAAUUGUUAAUUUGUUGGAACGGCGUUUCGGAAGACCAGAUAUAAUUAUUAAAAAUCUCAUAGCAAGCGUGAAAGGUCGACCACCAACUAAGGACUACAAGCCUGACACUUUGGUGGCUUUUAGUGACAUGAAACUGGAGAAUAGUCUAAGGGAGGAUUACGAUACAGCUCAGAGCCUGGUUGGUACAGGCAAGUGCUGUACUGCGUUAAGUCAGCCAGUGAUAAAGUGGAUCUUUGGUCAAGUGUCUGAGUGUGACCAGAUGUCUACUGCCACCAAGAUUACAUACCACAACUGUAGCAGGGAGAAAUGUAUCACUUUGGACAGAAACCUCGCUGAACCUGGCGGAAUGUUAUCUGAAGAUGCACCUAAAAGAGGAGGAUCAGUGUUUAUGAAAAUUUUAGAGUACACAGAGAGUCAGAAGGCUUCGUCCCAGCUUGAGACAGAAUAUGCAAACAUCGACCAGAAGAUCUGGACAAUUCAUAAGGACGCUGACAAGCACUACUCCCUGAACCAAAGGCUAGAGAUCAGACAAGCAGACGUAGAAAUGGCGAAGACCAGGAUACAAUUGUUCAUGAGAGUCAGUGAGUGCAAGAAAAAAGAAAAGAAGUUUUCAAAAAAGGUUAAGCAGCUGGAAGCUAAAGUAAAAGAUGUAAAAAAACCAAGAGGAAAAGAAUUAAAAUCUGCAGAACAAGAAAAUAAACUAUUACAGAAAAAGGCAGAGGAAAGCAGAAAUAAGUGGAAGGAAAAAGAGCAGGAGUCUGUAACGUCAAGGUCAGAAAUUGAAGAAUUGGUAAAGAGCAUUGAAAACGAACAGCAAGAAAUCGAAAAAUGUGUGGCUACCAAUGAACAACUGAAUAAUAAAGAGCUUGAAGAACAAACCGGGCAAGCAAAUCAAGCUCAUACAGAUGUUAAGACGCUCCAUAAGCAAGUAAUGGAUCAGAAAAAUAUUUUGUCAAAAGUGAACAAUGAAAAUACAGUAACACAGAAAGACAAAGCAGCAUUAGAGAAGGAAAGUGAGAUGCUGCGGAAAAUGAUAGAGUUGCAGCACAAGAUCACUAAACUGAAGUCAGACUCUGGCAGUGCUAAGAAUACGCUGAAUGACUUCUUGAAAGCUUACAAAUGGGUUGAGACGGACAGACAGUUCUUUGGUCAGCCGGACGGAAAGUACGAUUUCAAGACUAGUAACCUUCACCAAGUUCAGAAGCAACUUUCUAUACUCAAGGAGACGAGGAACACAGAUUCAAGAGGCAUGUUGUCAAAAGGUUAA